Gossypium raimondii (Peruvian cotton) is the source of this 1093-nucleotide messenger RNA. RefSeq names its product vacuolar protein sorting-associated protein 32 homolog 2. NCBI's taxonomy places the organism in Eukaryota, Viridiplantae, Streptophyta, Magnoliopsida, Malvales, Malvaceae. Gene Ontology annotation, cellular component: multivesicular body; ESCRT III complex; cytoplasmic side of plasma membrane. The transcript is spliced from 7 exons. The record is from RefSeq and is a predicted model, not a curated record. Gene Ontology annotation, biological process: late endosome to vacuole transport via multivesicular body sorting pathway; vesicle budding from membrane. Bases 171 to 827 code for a protein of 218 amino acids.
GUGAAGAUAUAUAACCGUCAGUGCGCGCCACGUUGAAAACCAAUAUCCGACCUUUCCCAGACAUUUCUUUUCAGUUUUUUUAUUUCACAGAUUUCUCAACUCCCAAAUCCCUAAUUUCUCAAUUUUUACAGAUUAGAAUAUCAGGUGUUUUAAUUCGCGGAGAGGUAGCUAUGUUUAAAGGGAUUUUUGGAAAAACCAAGCCGGAAACAAAUGCUCUAACCACGUUAGACAAAUUAAAUGAGACCCUUGAAAUGCUUGAGAAAAAGGAAAGUGUGCUUCUGAAAAAGACUGCUGCAGAGGUUGAAAAGGCCAAGGAGUAUGCCAAAGGGAGAAAUAAGAAAGCGGCUAUACAGUGCUUGAAGAGGAAGAAACUGUAUGAACAGCAAAUCGAACAGCUUGGGAACUUUCAGCUUCGUGUUCACGAUCAAAUGAUAAUGUUAGAAGGUGCCAAAGCCACAACUGAAACUGUGGAUGCAUUGAGAACUGGAGCAUCUGCGAUGAAGGCGAUGCAGAAAGCAACUAGCAUAGAUGAUGUGGACAAAACAAUGGAUGAGAUCAACGAACAAACCGAGAACAUGAAACAGAUUCAGGAAGCACUAUCAACUCCUAUCGGAGCUGCGGCUGAUUUUGAUGAGGAUGAAUUGGAAGCUGAACUCGAAGAACUUGAAGGUGCUGAAUUAGAAGAACAGCUUCUCCAGCCUGCAACAACUGCCCCGGCAGCACCAGUACAGGUGCCUGCUAGCAGUCAACCAGCUCGACCCGUUCCUCAAAAACACACAGCCGAAGAAGAUGAACUCGCUGCAUUGCAGGCUGAGAUGGCACUUUAAGGUAAGUCAUUCUAAGUUCAGUUUAACUCUAUGGGGGAAUCACAUAUAGAGCUUUAAAACAUGGCUAAAUUACCUGAUAGUGUAGGUCACCAUUGCAUCCACAAUGCCAUAAACAUUUGUAUUAUUAAAUCAUCUUGAAAUUUAUGUGCAUGAAACUAAACGAAUCCCCCCCUUAUCUGUAUUCAUAACCUCCUUUCCCUAACAAUUUAUUAGUCCCCAAACAGUUUUAAAAUAUCAUUAAACACUAAUAUAAAUUAUGUUAUUUA